Symbiodinium natans is the source of this 972-nucleotide messenger RNA. Lineage: Eukaryota; Dinophyceae; Suessiales; Symbiodiniaceae. The record is from the annotation of a GenBank genome assembly.
AUGGGCAUGAACGCCUACUUCGCCUACACCAUCGUGGGCUUCAAGGGAACGCAGACUGCCGUGAAAAAAGUGAUGAUGGCUGUCACGAUUGAGGGCGUGAUCUUUAUCAUCAUGUCUGCCCUUGACCUCCGGCGCUACGUCUUCAAGGUCUUCCCCACAUGGAUGAUGAAGGCCACCAUGGCGGGCAUCGGCUUGUUCUUGGCCCACAUCGGACUGCAAGCAGGCAACGGCAUCGACAUCGUCAGGGACCACCCGGCAGUGCUUGUGGACCUUGUGACCCUGACUGGCGAGCACUUUGCGCGCACCUGGAUUGGAAUCGCGUUCUUCUGCGUCAUGGCCCUGUUGAUUCUUCUGCGCGUGAAGGGUGCCGUGAUGAUUGCCAUCAUCCUCAGCGCAGUCCUCUGCUGGAUCUUGGAUGCAGCAGCGGUGGAGCAGUUCUCGUACAAGCCCAUGUGCUGCCUUGGCAGCGUUUCGUAUCCGGAGCCGGCUGCAGGAGGCGUGGAGUGGUAUCCCAAGCCCGGAGGCGGCUACUACCCAAAACCUACGUGCAACAACCCCUUCACUGUGCCCGGAGAAGGGAAGUUGACGGUGACGGAUAAUGUCCGCACUUACACCUUCGAGUCCACUGCCUCUGUGUCCCACACCGGCGGGGUCUUUACCAUCACGAACGGCGGCACUAGCCAGACCCACAGCGGCAGCCUCUACUGGCAGGGCAUUGCAGAAGGCCGCGACUCUACCUUCAAGGGUGGCUGCCAAGACUCAUGCAUGCACAUGCUGGGCGGCUUCGACCCAAUGUGCUUCGGGGCCGUGCUCGUGGAGACGGGCUUGAGGCUUGGAGCCAUAACAGCCUUUGCCAGGACUGGCAUGUCCUACCAGGACCGCGCCACCGAGAGCCUGCUGGUCGAUGGAUUUGGAGAGGGUUGCCUGGGCGGGGCUGGUCGCAUUCCGACCCUUGGCUGUGUGUACAGAUAG